AAUCGGGAACGAUUUCGAACACAGCUGUUUGUUACGCGGUAGAGGUGCCGUAAAGUGAUAGCCAUGACACAUGCGCAGUACGGAUCUGGUAGUGACCUUCUUAUGAUGGUUGAUGCUGGAUCUCACAUAGUGAAAGCCAGGAGUUUGUUUCAUAUUUCGGCUAUUACGACGUCUUUCGGGCGAAGUAUACAAUUAUAAUGGCUGGCAGUAGGCUCGAGAAGUUUGGAACAGUAUUCACACGAGUUCGAGAUCUGAUGCGCUCUGGGGUCAUCCAAGACACACCCACCUGGUAUGAGGUAUUCAAGGCUUUCCCACCCAAGAAAGACCCCGUCUAUGUGAAGCCACAGUAUGGCUUUUACAAGAAAGAUGAAUUUGUGGCCGAUAUAUUUUAUGAGGAGGACAAGAUAAGAGCGAAAUUCUACGAAAUGUAUGGGACUGGGCCCAGACUUCUUGACCUCUCCAAAUCAAAUUAUACCUCAGCAUGUCAAAGGUUUUUGGAAACGUAUUCAAGGCUUGAAAGUCUUGGAGAGCUAGACAUGUCUGCUCUGUUCGAAGAGACUGGCAAGAUACUGCUGGCAGAGGGCCUUGUGCUAAGGAGAAAAGGAGCACCUGUGUUGUCCUCUGAGUACAGAGAUCCCGUGCUGGAGUUAAAGUUGACAGACAUGCUGGCAGAACAGCAGUCGGGCAGUGCAGCUGAGAAACAGUAAUCGAAGGAACCCAUACAUGGACAUCUCCAUUCAUUGUUAUUCUUUUUUUUAUUACUGAUAAUUGUGAUCCAAGUAUUAUGAUGAAUGCUAGAUGAAGAUGGGCACUGUUUAAACUCAUUUGUGGUUUUCAAUGUACAGAAUUUCAACAAAAUUUGAGCACCAAGUGGCCAGGCAAGACAUUAUCUCAAUAUCGCUAUCUUACAAUGUCUGUUUUAAGGACAUGUAUACAAAUAAAGCAUUUUUUAUGGACAUUAUUGCAGUUGACUAAGCAUUUCAAUGGAUACUUAAAUUGUGAGCAGUACUUAUACAAGACCUUAUCCAUGUUUAAGUGAUUUUAUGCGUUCUCCAAAACGAAUGUUUUAUUGAAUCUAUCAAUGCAUUCUAGAAUCAUUGGUUUCUACUUAAAUGUAGAUUGUCAAAUAUAUAUGAUCUGAAUAUAACAGCCAGCCAAGGAUAGCUCCUACAGCAUGGUUCAUUAAGAGGCAAAAAAACACAGGGAGCUAUCGCUCUUCUCCAUACGAUACUGCAACCAUGCCCAUUUAAUCCUGUACAAAUAUCUGAUGAGCGAAAUAAAGGCCUAGCUGUUAUAACCAGAACUGUCUUAGUAAACAAAAUCUUCAAACUGAUGGAUGAACAUUUGCUAAUUUGUGGAUAUUUUCAGUUUGGAUUUGGGAUUGUCCAGGGCCUUUCGGAGGCAAACAAGGUUCAAUACCUUUUGUAGGGCUGAAACGUCAUAUUUUCAAGAAUGACACCAUUAUCUUGAUACUUUUUAUUUUUAAAUUCAUCUGUACAACCAGGAAUCAAAUGAGCCUAGCAGAAAUGACCUGUACAUGUAUGAUAAAUGCUUCUGGUCAACAUAGCUGGAAACAGUUAAAUAAUCAAAUGAUUACAUUGUCUAACCAAGUACACACUUAAAACCAGUGCUGCCAAUGAAAAACAUGAAGCUUCAAGGCAGGGGCAAAACAGAAAAAUGUUCCCUUUAGAAUACAGCUUUUAUACAAAAGUAUAGUUAAAUUUCAUUAUUUACACCAAAACUAAAUGUCAACAGUUCUAGGUUGAUUUCGCAUGAAAAAAAAUUCAGUGGAUAGAACUGCAUUGGCAGUAGGCUUUGGGUAAUAGCGCAUCAGUGUGUGUCAGGGGGAAAGCAACACAGGUCUAGACAUUUUUUGAAUAAAUUGAGAGCCCCAUAUCACUGAAAUUAAAAACCUUUGUCCCAAUUGAUUAACAGUUACAUUACAUCUGCCAAGCAUCGACAUUUGGGGCACAGUAUGAAUGACCAGUUUCCCUAGUUCAGAGAUCGACAUGUUCGAGACUCAUUUUGUGUUAUCCAAAAAACGAAUGCCUUUUAUUUUAGAAAAUAACUAGCAUUCCCAUUAAGCUCAUCUACCAUAAACUGCAAUAAACAGUGUAUCUUAAACUACCUAGACUAAUUUGUGAGACUGGGCUUACAACCCAAAAUAAAAUAAAUUGCUGCUGGCGCACUAAUGGAUAAUACGUUAACAGCCCAAGGUUAUGGGCUUGUUGCGGUUAUCCAAAGUGAGACCCAGUGUGAUAUAUACUGUAUAUCAUGGUAUGUAGUAACAUAGACAAAGCCAUCUCCCCUUUGCUUGAAUAACAAUGUGGAUUGGCUUUGACAUGGAGUUGUGUUAGGCCGCAAACUUGCAAAAUUUGUGUCGCAACGCUGACAUGAGCCAUCCCUUUCUAGUUCUUUGAAUGUACACAUAACUUGAAAUGUAUAUUGUAAAUUAUUAUGUCAAAAGGAUUGCCAGCUCUUCUCGAUUUCACAUGCAAACUGAAGAUAUGGCAUGGACUGUGUAAAUGUAUCAGGCUUCAGUAAACUAGGCAUAUCAACACCUCUUUUGUCUGCGGUUAAAAAUAAUCUCAAAUGAACUGUUCAAGCAAAUUUAGAUAAAUGGGAAUAGAAAGGCUCUUGAAAGCCUGGCAUUUUUAUGAGAGCUGACCAGAUGAGGCUCAUUCUUCCUAGGUCCACAAAUCUCUAUAGUAUGGCUCCUGCAGUGGAUGAAAUUAACACAUUUUAUCUGUGAUGUCACCAUUUGUGCCACUCCUAGAUUGCAAUCAUUAGAAAGAGAAGGAAGACAAUUGAAUGGAAAAACUCUGAACAAGUUUAACAUUAACAAACUGAACUGUAAAGUUAAUAAACGCUUGACAAAGUGUGCCGUUAACAUUCAAAGACUGACGUGCCACCCCCAAUCUUUUUUUGAUGAGUUAUGUUGCAUUAAAAUGACAUUAACCUGCAAAGCAAGAUACAGUGAGGAAAAAGGCAUGUUUGCUAGAAACCAUAGAUCAUGAUCAUUUGAUGCUCAUUCAUUACUGAGGCCUUGGGGGAGACUUAAAUAGGACGGAGAGAAAGCAGUCACAUUACCUUUUAUUUUUGUUACAAUAUCGAUUUUUUUUUAUUUUACAAGCACCAUUUUACUCUUGAAGUUUAAAGUUGUGAAGGAUGAGUGGGAAAAAAAAUAAGUGUUUUACUCGGAAUCAGUGCUUGGUUUCAGGUAGCAUAUACAUCACUCCCAAAAAAAUUAAAAUAAACACAAAACAGUAUUUUGCAUGUCCAAAAGUUUUCUGUAUCAUCAAUUUGGUGCCUUGGAGUGUAGCCAGGAUCAAAAGCUGUCAACCCAAGUGCUGCAUCCUCUCUCUGCCAGUGUGCGGUUAAUCGAAACGAGCUAGAUAGGAGGGGGAGAUUUUAUUUUUGUUAUUUUUCAGUGUCAAUACAUUUUAGGUAGAUAGACCUAGAGUAGCAGUUUAAUUGGGCCGCAUACCUCAUCUCCAACCAUGUUCCACA
Messenger RNA from Gadus chalcogrammus (walleye pollock), 3510 nucleotides. RefSeq names its product mitochondrial ribosomal protein S23 (gene mrps23). The record is from RefSeq and is a predicted model, not a curated record. NCBI's taxonomy places the organism in Eukaryota, Metazoa, Chordata, Actinopteri, Gadiformes, Gadidae. Bases 198 to 707 code for a protein of 169 amino acids. Gene Ontology annotation, molecular function: structural constituent of ribosome. The transcript is spliced from 5 exons. Gene Ontology annotation, cellular component: mitochondrion; ribosome. Gene Ontology annotation, biological process: translation.